AGAAGAAGACAACCAUUGAAGAAGAUGUAAAGCUAACGUUACGAUAGCCUGCUAGAUGAACAAGAAAAGCUUUUAAAUUAAUGUUUCACCUACUGAUAAAGUAUAAUUUUUUGUACUGGUUACUCCAAUGAGAAAGGCAGACUCUAACAUUCGUAUUUUAAUUUUUGACAUCUAAAGCAAGUCUUUGUUAGCUAAACAACCACUGGAGGUUGCUGAGCGACAACAAAAGCCAAACACUGCUGGCAGUGUAGCUGAGCCUUUAUCCAUUUACGAAAACUAGUCGGACAAAUCUAUUCCAGACAUGACGGGGGUGGCCUCUCCGGAGAAGGCAGCCAACUCCAAGAAGAAAAAUGAGAGGAAGUGUGCUUCUAAAGAGGAGUACAAGCAGUUGUCCAGCAUCAUGGCAGGCAUGAACACUCUGAGAAAACAGGGUACACUCUGUGAUGUCACCCUGGUAGUUCAGGGGAAACACUUUCCUGCCCACAGAGUGGUCCUCGCUGCUGCUAGCCACUUCUUCAGCCUCAUGUUUACCACCCGAAUGAUGGAAUCGAUGUCUCAUGAGGUGGAGCUGAGGUCUGCGGAGCCUGAGAUUAUUGAGCUGUUGAUUGAAUUCAUUUACACAGCACGAAUCUCUGUGAACAGCGGCAACGUUCAGUCGUUGCUGGAUGCUGCUAACCAGUACCAGAUAGAGCCAGUGAAGAAGAUGUGCGUGGAGUUCCUUAAAGGGCAGAUUGACCCCACAAACUGCCUGGGUAUCUCAGCCUUAGCAGACUGCAUGGACUGUCCUGAGCUGAAGGCCGCAGCUGAAGAUUUUUUCCAGCUCCAUUUUACAGAAGUUUACAAACUGGAUGAGUUCUUGCACCUGGAUGUUAAACAGCUCACAUAUUUGCUGCACCAGGACAAACUCACUGUUCGUGCUGAGGCUCAGAUUUAUGAUGCCGCAGUGCGUUGGCUGAAAUACGACGUUUGCAACAGAAAGCAGUAUAUGGUGGAGGUGCUGGGGUGUGUUCGCUUCCCUCUGGUCUCCAAAACCUUCUUAUCAAAGACUGUUCAGGCAGAGCCGCUCAUCCAGGACAACCCACAGUGCCUCAAGAUGGUCAUUAGUGGGAUGCGUUACCAUCUGCUGUCUCUGGAGGACCGAGAGGACCUGGGAGAGAGCAGCCGGCCACGACGCAAGAAGCACGAUUAUCGAAUCGCCUUGUUUGGAGGCUCACAGCCUCAAUCCUGCCGCUACUUCAACCCCAAGGACUCCACCUGGACAGACAUCCGCUGCCCUUUUGAGAAACGCCGCGAUGCCACCACUGUCUUCUGGGACAAUGUGGUGUACAUCCUGGGAGGCUCGCAGCUCUUCCCUAUCAAGCGCAUGGACUGUUACAAUGUUCUCAAAGACAGCUGGUAUUCCAAGCUGGGUCCCCCCACUCCUCGUGACAGCCUGGCUGCUUGUGCCUCUCAGGGCAGGAUCUAUACAUCAGGGGGUUCAGAAGUUGGAAGUUCCGCUUUGGACCUUUUUGAAUGUUACGACACAAGGACAGAGUCAUGGCAGGUGAAAACCAGCAUGCUGUUGGCCCGCUGCAGCCAUGGCUCCGUGGAGGCCAACGGACUCAUUUACGUUUGCGGCGGAACGGUGGGCAAUAACGUCUCUGGGAGGAUCCUCAACAACUGCGAGGUGUACGACCCCGCCACACAGCAAUGGAGAGAGCUGUGUGGGAUGAGAGAGGCCAGGAAGAACCAUGGCCUGGUGGUUGUUAACAACAGGAUCUACGCUGUUGGAGGCCAGGGGCCUUUAGGUGGACUGGACUCUGUGGAAUACUAUGACAUUGCCAGUAACGAGUGGCGAGCUGCCUCACCAAUGCCGUGGAGGGGCGUGACAGUGAAGUGUGCGGCUGUUGGUGAUGUAAUCUAUGUGCUGGCGGGCUUUCAGGGGGUCGGGCGGCUUGGUCAUGUGAUGGAGUACCACACUGAAACAGACAGGUGGGUGACGUGCAGCAAAGUGCGAGCGUUUCCCGUCACCAGCUGCCUGAUCUGUGUGGUCGACACAUGUGGAGUGAACGAAGACGAAGAUAUGGAGCUCAUAGACUCUCAGCCGCCCGCGGCUUCCUCUUCCUCUUCCUCACCAUCUGCCUCCACCUCAUCCGCCUCUCAGGAUAGGAGUCACGUUUAGUGUGAUUUGAUUUUAUAAUGCAUGAUUAUAGUUUGGAAAGCAACAAAUUUGCUUUCCAAAUUGUUUUUUUGUUUUUUUUCCCUCCAGAAAGAGCAAGUCAUGCUGUGACGGCUCACUCUCAUGUGACACGUGUUUUAUUACGAUCCAG
Molecule: messenger RNA, 2309 nt
Organism: Cyprinodon variegatus (sheepshead minnow)
Lineage: Eukaryota; Metazoa; Chordata; Actinopteri; Cyprinodontiformes; Cyprinodontidae
Gene: klhl7
Product: kelch like family member 7
Exons: 12
Coding region: 302-2161 (619 amino acids)
Biological process (GO): protein ubiquitination
Cellular component (GO): Cul3-RING ubiquitin ligase complex
Molecular function (GO): protein binding
Source: RefSeq, a predicted model, not a curated record